CCGCCGUCAGCGCUGCGCGGUGGUCCUCCAUCAUCCAUUCACUGAGCGAAGUGUUUCAACGUUGUGUAGCACAUUUCCACAAGGAUACACGUCAACAUUUUCUUCUAACGGACAAAUACAACUCUGUGGUACCUGCAGCUUUAUUCAACGUUGCCCACUGACGGAAUGAAAAUGUAGUUGUUGUUUUUAUUAAGCGCAGGUUAGCUGUUAGCUUUGUUAGCCGCUCCGGCCCCGGUCGGCUGUAUGUGACCAGGAAGGCCGAGCACCUCUUUGUUUUUAGCCAUGUACCCCUCCUGGGGAAACUACAGCGGACCUCAGUCGCAGAACUAUGGAGGGCCUGGGCCCCGGAAGCAGCCGGCUGCCGGUAACAGCGGGCAGCCUGCUGCCGGGUUCGGCAGUUUCGAGGCUGCGUCCGGCGGCUCGCUGUUCUCCAGCCUGCAGGAGCAGCACCUCCAGCAGAUGCAGCAGCUGCAGAUGCUGCACCAGAAGCAGCUCCAGUCGGUGUUACAUCACGGCAACAAUGCUGCUCCGUACGGCGGCGGACACCCAGGUGGGUUCUCGGGGUCAUCGUGGCAUUCAGAGGGAUCAGGGCAGUUCGACGGCGGCGCAGGUCCUCAGUCGUACUACAAACAGGACGAGACGCAGCCCGGUGGAGUCCCUCCUGCUCCCAAACCGGGGCUACACCAGCAGCCUCCUCCGCCUCCACCACAGCCGCACUCCGCCGAGCCUAAAUCUGUUCCUCCUCCUCCAGAGCCCCAGUCAGCAAAGCCUCCUGAGAAUAACGGCGCUGCCAAACCUAAAGAGGCCAUCAAGAACGAGUCAUCCACGUCAGAGGACGAGAAGUCCUUACCUUUACAGGAGCAGCAGCAGCUUUGGUACAAAAAGCAUCUUCAGAAUCUACAGAAACUGAAGCAGGAGAAAGCCAAACAGAAUCAGAAAGACGGCGAUGGUUCUGCAGGCCGAACAGUACCUCCUCCCCUUCCGUCAGAUCCACCGAAAAAUGCACCUCCUCCACCCCCUCCGAAAGAGGAACCCCCAGUGCCCCCUCCACCGCCUGAAGAAGGACGGCCUGAAGUCCCAAAAGACCCAGAGGAAGCUGCCCGCCUCCAGCAGUUACAGGCUGCAGCAGCACAGUGGCAGCAGGUGCAACAGCAGAGAGCAGGCUUACAAUACCAGGCUCUAAUGCAACAACACGAAAAGCUCCAGCAGAUCUUGGAACAAUAUCAAAAGCUGAUCCAGCAACCUUCAAACCUACAGUCGAUGUCUGCUGAAAUGCAGCUGAGGCACUAUGAAAUGCAACAGCAGCAGUUCACCCCUUUAUUCCAAGACUGGGAUCGCUGCUUCGUCUUAUGGUAUGAGCAGUUCCAGACUUAUCCCCACAAAGACCAAUUGCAAGACUAUGAGCACCAAUGGAAACAAUGGCAGGAGCAGAUGAACGCCACGAACGCCCACCUACAAGAAAGGGUGGCCACUCUUACUGCCAUGGUGCCAUUCGCCUCAAGCCAGUAUAACAGUGGAAUGAUGGGACAGUUUGGCCAGUUCCCUGGACAAGAUAUGCAAAGGCAGCAGCAGUCAGCUAACCCAGGUAUGCAGCAGUCCCCAGGUGCUAGUGGACCAAAGCCUCAAGGUUCACAGCCCACUGGCUUUGGGACACAUCCAGAUUCACCUGCUGGACCCACUAUGAGAGGAAGUGGCCUUGCUGACACUGGAGUCAGACCCCCAGUUCCCCCAAUUGUUCCGCCACCAAGCUUCAACAGCAUUAGAGGUCCACGGCCAAACAUCCCCAGAUUUGACCAACCACACCGCUUUGAUGGUCCCCCCAGAUUUGACACACCAAGGCAGCGCUUUGAUGGACCCCCUAGAUUUGACCAACCUCGAUUUGGGCAACAGCCUAGGUUUGAGACUGCAAGGCAUGCUGGCCCUUCACCUCGUUUUGAACGUCCACCCGUACCUCAGCAAGGUCCCCAACCUAAGGCAGAAUCAGGCACUCCACAGCUUGCUAGUGUAGAAACCAAGACACAGGGAAAAUCAAUAAGUCAGUCACAGUCUGAAAAAGAAAAAGGUGAAUUGGAACCCGUUGAUAAGACCAGUGCUGAAGACAUGACAGAUGACAACUUGCUUGAAAACGAGGGCUUUUUUGUCCAAAAUGACCCUAUUCCUCAGACAGUAAAAACAAGCACUGAACCUCAGGUAUCAGAUGGCAAAAACACUUCUGAUAAUAAUGAGAAAUCCCAACCUGUUAAUAGCAAGCCUUCUGUAGAGGCUCCUUCCAAUGUGGUCUCAAAAACACCUGCACAAAAUCCCCCCAAACCAGAUGGAUCGUUGUCAAGCAGCAAACCACCAAUGAUUCCAAAGUCAUCUGGAAUCCAAUCAGAGCCUCAAGGUCCUGGCCAAAUGCAGUCACGACCAGAGCCUCUAAGGCCUGGCCCUGGUAGGGGGCGAGGCCAGCCCCCCUUGCCUGUCCAAAUACAUGGUCGAGGACGUGGGUUGAGGCCGUGUGGAGAGUUUGGGGGACCAAACGCUGGGCCAGUUGGGGAGGAAAUAGGAGAAAUGCCUUAUGAAUAUGACAGAGCUGAAGAGAACUUGGGGAUGACAGAGGAGCAAGACGACUAUCACUGGCAAGACCCAUCAUAUGAGGAGUUUGGUGGUGAGGAAUCAGAGGUUCCUCCUGAAGAAAUGUGGAUGCCAGAAGAGCAUCACUUCCCAGAGGAAGAGUAUUAUGAAGAGCCAAUAGGAGGACCCCACAUGGGUAGGGGCGGACACCCAAUGAUGAGAGGUGGACCCCCAAUGAUGAGAGGAGGUCCACCUAUAGGUAGAGGUGGUCAUCCUAUGGGAAGAGGAGGGCCACCAAUGAUGAGAGGUGGACCACCUAUGGGGCGAGGAGGUCCACCCAUGGGUAGAGGGGGACCUCCUAUGGGGCGAGGAGGUCCACCCAUGGGUAGAGGUGGGCCACCUAUGGGUAGAGGAGGCCCCCCAAUGGGAAGAGGUGGUCCGCCCAUGGGAAGAGGAGGAGCACCUAUUGGAAGAGGAGAGCCAAUGGACAGGCACUGGGAAGAGCCAGAGUCAACUGAGUACUCGGAGGAGGGGGACCCUUACUGGAGAGAAAGGAGACCUCCAAUGAGAGGCAUGAGACCCCCAUUUCCACCUGGCCGGGGUCGCCCCCCUCGUGGCCACCCUGGUUUCAUGCACCCAGGGCGUGGCCGUCCCCCUCACACACCACAUGGACCAAUGGAUCACGAGGCAUUAGGCCAUGGCAUGGAUGGUGAUGAGACCAAAAUGGAUCCAUCAAUGCACCCUAUGUACCAUGGACAUGACCCUCAUAGCCAUCCAAUGCAUCCUGAUGCAGGAAGAGGCAGGCGUCGUGUGCCGCCACCACCUCACGAAAUGAUAGAUCCCACAGAAGAGCCAUUGUACGAUGAAGGAAGGGAGCAAGAAUUAGGUUGGCAACCACCACAUGGCAGAGGCCCACCACCACCUCCACAUGAGAUGAUGGAUAGAGGAGGGAUAAGGAGGAGACCUAUGGGUCGAGGAAUGGCACGGGGCAUGUGGCGACCAGGUCCAAGACAUGAGGAAUAUGAAGAAGGAUAUAGCGAAGGUUACGCUGUGGAUUAUGAUCAUGGGGAAGAUGGGUAUCACUGGCGGCCACCACAGGACUACCCUUCUGAUGACUAUCGUCGUGAUGGCAAAUUCUUUGACUCUGAGUGGGACAGAGAACAUGCUCCUCCUGAGAGGGACUAUCCUCCCCGAAUGCCACCGCCAGAGCCCUUUAGGGAUGGCCGAUGGCAAGAGGAAAGAGAAAGAGGUCCCCAGUAUUCAUAUGAGGAACGUGACAGGGGACGAGGAGAGCUUAGGAUUCGUGAAUACAGGGAUGAGCCACCAUACCGGCAAGAUGAGCCCCCAUACCCAACCCCGUCAGACUGGGAAAGGCCUUCCAGGCUUCCUCCACCACCAGAUAGAGGGUAUCCUCCUGACUAUCAAGAUCCUCGAGCUCGCUAUGAGGAGACUAGGGAAAAACUUCCUUUAGAAAUGCCACAUGCACCACCUGCUGCACCUGUCACAAAUUUGCCUGAAAGUUCAGCUGAACCUGCACCCCAUGGACCGGUUGGAGCAAAUGUACUUGCCCUCUCCCAGCGUCAGCAUGAGAUCAUCCUAAAAGCUGCUCAAGAGCUUAAAUUAAUAAGGGAAUUGCAGGAGGCGAAGACGCCUGGUACUGAACCUCAGCCUACACCAACUGAGAUGAUGCCAGAACUACCAACUGGACUUCUUAAUUUGGAGAUCCCACAAGAUGUCAGGAAUGUUCUGAAGGGUAUGAGUGUAGCAGCACAGACAACUGCAAAUGAACCAGCAUCUUGGGACAGCAAACCUGCAACAGAUUACCAUCCAUCUCUCCCUUCUGCAUCCAUACCUUCAAUGAUCCCAAAGACUGUUGAUUAUGGGCAUGGACAUGAGCCCGGAACUACUGUUGAGCGGAUUUCUUACGGUGAAAGGAUUGUGUUGAGGCCUGAUCCAGUGCCAGCAGACCGAGGCUAUGAAAAAGAACCUCUUCGUCUCAGAGAUCCUUAUAGCAGAGACCCGUACUAUGAAAGGCGAUCAGACCCCUACCUGGACCGCCGGGAGUACAGCAGAGAGAGGGAAUUGUACAGAGAGAAGCCUCCACCUGAAUAUGAAAGAGAAAGAUUUGAAAGGGAGCGCUAUCCCCCACCAAGAGAUAGAGAUGACAGAUCUCCGCUGGCGCCUCCUCUACGCUCAGGAUACAGGGAGCGAGACCGGGAUGUUCGAGAGCGGGACCGAAGUGGAAGUCGCGAUGCAGAUGAACAUUAUGGAAGACCUGCUUACGAUAGACCUCCAUAUGAGCGGGCUGGACUUGACCGCGGCGGGCCUGAGCGUUUCAGCCAUAGCUCCUCACCUUACAUGGACAGAAGAACUUACCCAGAAGACAGAGGGCCUCCCACUGCACCAGCCCUCCCACCUCCAGCGCAGCCGCCUCCAAGAGUCGAGAAGAAGCCGGAAAUCAAGAACAUCGACGAUAUCCUUAAACCACCUGGCAGAUUAUCUCGGCCUGAAAGGAUUGUCAUCAUAAUGAGAGGGCUUCCCGGGAGUGGAAAGAGCCAUGUUGCAAAGCUCAUACGGGACAAGGAAGUUGAUUGUGGCGGUGCACCUCCAAGAGUCCUUGUUCUGGAUGACUAUUUCAUGACGGAGGUUGAGAAAGUUGAGAAAGACCCAGACACUGGCAGGAGGGUCAAAAACAAGGUCCUUGAAUACGAGUAUGAGCCAGAGAUGGAGGAUACCUACCGGAGCAGCAUGCUCAAGACUUUUAAGAAAACUCUGGAUGACGGCUUUUUCCCCUUCAUCAUUUUAGACACUAUUAAUGACAGGGUUAAACAUUUUGAUCAGUUCUGGAGCGCAGCUAAAACUAAAGGCUUUGAGGUGUAUCUGGCUGAAAUCACGGCAGACACACAGACUUGUGCAAAGAGGAAUGUCCAUGGACGCACACUAAAGGAUAUACUGAAGAUGUCCAACAACUGGGAGCCUUCGCCUCGACACAUGGUCCGCUUGGAUGUCCGGUCCCUGCUUCAGGAUGCUGCUAUAGAGGAGGUUGAAAUGGAAGACUUUAAUCCUGACGACGAGCCCCAGGAACCCAAGAGAGAAGAGGAAGAAGAGGGUGAUAUGGUAGGACAUUAAAAGCUUCCAUUUAGCACAUAGCUGUCAAACCUCAUUUUCACUUGUUUCCCAUUAAUGACGUAAAGUUUAUCCAGUCCGUUGAUAUUUUUAAAUCAUGUUGUUUGUUGUACAGGUGAGUUUUAAUCCUCAUCAAAAUGACACAACAGGUGAAUUGCAUGUCACAUUUAGUGACAUUUAGAUAGUUUAUUCUCAUAAUUAUUAGUUUUACUGUGAAGACCCGAGUGAAGAUCAGUUUUCUUACUCUAGUGUUAAAUCAUGAUAUCUGGUAUCUCGGGCCAAGUGGCACAGGAAAGCCAAAACUUUAUGAGAUUAUGGAGAGAAACUUAACAAGUUUCUCUAGUUUUUUAGCAUCACUUUCAUACAGGAGGUUCUUAAUUUUGACAAUAUUGAACAGGUGAAAGACGACCUCCAUAGAGACUUGUUUUGUGUGUGAGCUAAGGAGCAUAUCCUAGUAACUCCAAUGUUCCUCACUAGUGCUGGAGGUCGAGGCAAUGCCGUCAGGAACAGAGGAGGAAGCUUGGCAUUUAAUGAAGUCAUAUCACAAACUACAAACGCUGCGGUUCAACAGCA
Messenger RNA from Stegastes partitus (bicolor damselfish), 6252 nucleotides. Its product is annotated as YLP motif-containing protein 1. The transcript is spliced from 18 exons. Gene Ontology annotation, biological process: regulation of telomere maintenance. NCBI's taxonomy places the organism in Eukaryota, Metazoa, Chordata, Actinopteri, Pomacentridae. Gene Ontology annotation, cellular component: nucleus. Bases 283 to 5682 code for a protein of 1799 amino acids. The record is from RefSeq and is a predicted model, not a curated record.